AUGGAGCAUGAUGCUCGAUUCCUAUCUGCAGAAGAGGUUGAGGCUGGAGAAAAUUCGAGGAGUGUUCCGGAGUCACAAUACAGGCACUCAUCGAGCCUUAACUAUGAUGAGGACGAUGGGGUUAUUUACGAUUCACAUGGGGAGCCUUCACAUCUGAAUAUCGUGGCCGGUCUGAAAUUUGAGACAGGUGAGCAAUUUAAAGAGGCUGUGUCUGAUUAUUGCAUCUCGAUAGGAGCUGAUAUCAAGUGGAACAUCAGUACGGAUAAGAAGAAGAGGGCAGUGUGUAGGCAGAACUGUGGGUGGUAUGUGUAUGGAAGUUGGCAUGGAGGGCGACAGUGCUUCAUGGUGAAGAAUGUAGGGUCGAGGCACUCUUGCCCACGUGCCCUUAGAAUGAAAGGGGCCAAUGCUGUUUGGGCUGCCAAGCGCUACAUUGGGAGGUUUUAA
Linum trigynum is the source of this 444-nucleotide messenger RNA. Lineage: Eukaryota; Viridiplantae; Streptophyta; Magnoliopsida; Malpighiales; Linaceae. The record is from the annotation of a GenBank genome assembly.